Messenger RNA from Dreissena polymorpha, 7563 nucleotides. Its product is annotated as probable ATP-dependent RNA helicase DDX20. The record is from RefSeq and is a predicted model, not a curated record. The coding region runs from base 3051 to 6485 and encodes 1144 amino acids. Gene Ontology annotation, molecular function: RNA binding; ATP binding; RNA helicase activity. Gene Ontology annotation, biological process: spliceosomal snRNP assembly. Gene Ontology annotation, cellular component: SMN complex. The transcript is spliced from 10 exons. Lineage: Eukaryota; Metazoa; Mollusca; Bivalvia; Myida; Dreissenidae.
UGAUGCGUCUUGUGUGUUGGUGUUGCGUCUGUGUACUUGUUACCUUUCGCUCUCAGCCAUCACCGCUAGCUAGCUGCUAGCGCAGCGAAAAGAGAGCCGAGUGCGUAAGUCUCUCCUGCUAGUAUAUAGCCUCUCCAUAACAAAUCCUAUGUAGUGUCUCCGCGCGACAACACACGGAAACUGGGUACAGUGAGGCCCCAGGCUGAACUACAAGGGUGUGGGUAGAUGGGGCUCUCUAGCCUUGGUUGGCAACCCAUCUAGGAGAAGGAAAACUCCGAGUAUAACACCCGGCCAGAUGAAGGUCGAUAGCCUUGUCAGGCAAUUUGUCUAGAAGAGCAAAACUUCAAUUCCAAAACCGGGUAGAUACUGACUCGAAAGCCUUGGCUGGCAACAUAUCUAGAGGAAGGCAACCUUGAUCAAAAAUCCCCGGUCCAACAGGUUGGAGGUUGAGCGAGAGGUUAAUCUCCUCUUCUUGUAAAAAACAAUCGAUUACGGAAACAGGGACUAGAAACAUUUCAACUUUUCUCGUAACACCAGUAUACAAGCAAAACCUUGCAUUUAUGAAUGGGACCAGUGAAAGCCAACAGGAAGCUGGCCACAUGAAAAGUAUACUCAACACGAGAACCAAACUAAAACUAGGAUUCUGGAAUGUCCGUACUAUGUAUGAGACAGGAAAGCAAGCCCAGGUUUUGAGAGAAAUGAAUGAGAACAAAUUGAGUAUAUUAGGGAUAAGUGAAUGUAGAUGGACAGAUUUUGGAAAAAACCUAACCAGCACAGGUGAAACAAUUAUAUAUUCUGGUAGAAAAGACGGAAAACAUCAUGAAGGGGUAGCACUAAUUCUAAGUAAAACAGCUUCAAAAUCUCUAACUGAAUACCAUCCUAUCAAUGAAAGAAUUAUAAGAGCAAGACUGAAUACAGAACCAGUUAAGACUUCAAUUAUACAGGUAUAUGCUCCCACAAAUGAAGCCGAAGAUGAAACCAAACAAGAAUUUUAUGACAUGCUGCAAGCAGAAAUAGAAAAGAUACCGAAACACGACCUUACAAUCAUCAUGGGUGACUUCAAUGCAAAAGUAGGACAGGAUAACAGCGGAAUUGAGAGAGUCAUUGGAAAAUAGACAAACCUUUGUAGAAGAGAUGGCAAAGGAAGCUGAGAAAGCUGCUUCAGAACAAAGAGUAGGUGAAAUUUACCAAAUCACAAAGAAAUUAUGUGGAAAAUGCAAAACAAAAACAUGCCAAUAAGAGACAAGCAAGGAACACUAAUAACAUCUGAAAAUGAGCAAGAUAAAAGAUGGAAUGAGCAUUUUGAAGAGGUUCUGAAUCGCCCUGACCCCGCUGUCACUGCAGAUAUUGCGGAAGAUGUAGAAGUUUUAGACAUCAACAUAGAAACACCACGAAAAGAGGAAAUAUAUAAAGCUAUCAAUGCGCUCAAAAAUAAUAAAUCCCCUGGAAAAGACCAGUUACCAGCUGAAUUAUUUAAAACAGACCCUACUCUGGCUACAGACAUACUCCAUCCAAUAUUCUGUAAGAUAUGGCAGAACAACACUAUACCAGCCACAUGGAAUGAAGGCAACAUCAUCAAGUUGCCUAAGAAAGGAGAUCUCACAAAAUGUGACAAUUGGAGGGGUAUUACAUUGUUAUCCAUACCCAGCAAGAUUUUCUGCAAAAUAAUAAUCGAUAGGAUUAAAACAGCAGUUGACAACAAACUAAGGGAACAGCAGGCAGGAUUCAGGAAAGGAAAAAGCUGCAGCGAUCAAAUAUUUGUAUUAAGAAACAUCAUAGAACAAUCUACUGAAUGGCAACGGAAACUAAUCAUCAACUUCAUUGAUUUUGAAAAGGCAUUCGACAGCAUACAUAGAGAAAGCUUAUGGAAAAUUUUGAAACAUUAUGGAAUACCAUCAAAACUAGUGAGCCUUAUUAAAGCCUUCUAUUCCAACUUCAAAUGCUCUGUUGGCAGAUCAUCAGCCACCAGCUUCAUAGUAAAAUCUGGGGUUAGACAAGGCUGUGUGAUGUCGUCCCUUUUAUUUAUCAUCGCAAUAGAUUGGGUUAUGAGAUCUACCCUUAAUGGAAACAAUACUGGAAUUAGAUGGACCCUCCUCACCAAUCUUGAAGACCUUGAUUAUGCAGACGACCUAGCCUUACUCUCACAUUUAGAAACACACAUGCAAGACAAAACUACCAAACUGCAAGAGAAUGCAAGCAAGAUAGGCCUCAAGAUAAACAUCAAGAAAACAGAAAUCAUGCAUCUUAACACAAACGAACCACCAAAAAUCCACCUAAACGGAUAUAACAUUAACUGUACAUCAACUUUCACUUACCUUGGUAGCACUUUAACAUCAGAUGGGGGUGCCGAGAAAGAUAUUAAAAUCAGACUAGGAAUAGCAAGAAAUGCAUUCUUCAAACUAAACAAUAUUUGGAAGACUAGAAACAUCAGCAAAAACACUAAACUGAAAAUAUAUAACAGCUGUGUAAUGUCAGUUCUACUGUACGGAGCAGAAUGCUGGAGGAUGACUGAGAAAGACAUCAACAGACUCUCCAGUUUUCACAACGGCUGUCUCCGAAAAAUUUCAAGAAUCUUCUGGCCGGCAAAAAUAUCCAAUAUAGAACUGCACAAACAAACAAACUCAACCGAUAUGAGGACGAUACUGAAAAGAAAACGAUGGGUCUGGAUCGGACACGUUCUACGUAAACCCCAAGAGAACAUUACAAGAACUGCUCUCAGAUGGAUACCCGAAGGCAAAAGGAGACGAGGACGACCAAAAAUGACAUGGAGAAGAACUAUCAAAUCAGAAAUGAAAGAACAUAAUUUGACCUGGGGAAAACUAGAAAAGAAAGCAAAAGAUAGAGAAGAGUGGAAAGCGCUAGUCCUUGCCCUAUGUGCCUCCGGGCACAACAAGGACUAGGUAGAUCUGAUUGUGCAGGCGAAGUCAGGCACUGGGAAGACAUGUGUGUUUUCCGUAGUUGCCUUAGAGACUGUGCUCACAGACACAGCCUCAACACAGAUCCUGGUCCUGGCGCCGACACGUGAGAUAGCGGUGCAGAUCUGGGAGGUGAUGACAGGCCUAGGGAGCGCUAUGAAGGGACUCGAGUGUCACACAUUCAUCGGUGGGAUGCCACUGCAUGAGGACAGAAUGAAGCUAAAGAAGUGUCACAUAGCAGUGGGCACUCCAGGGCGUAUAAAGCAGCUGAUAGAGGGCGGUGUUUUGUUGACUGACAGCAUCAGGUUGUUCAUACUGGAUGAGGCUGACAAGCUGCUGGAGGAAAGCUUUCAGGAGCAGAUAAACUGGAUCUACUCCAUGUUGCCUGACAACAAGCAGAUGCUGGCCCUGUCGGCCACCUACCCAGAGUACCUGGCAGACCACCUGACGGCCUACAUGAGGAACCCCACCUUCCUGAGACUCAACAUCUCAGAUCCAGCUCUGCUAGGUAUACGUCAGUUCUAUGCAUUGGUGCCCUACCACCCAAUUGCUCAUGCUGUGUUUGAAGAGAAGACCAAGGCCCUGGUCCACCUCCUGUCCAGUGUCAGCUUCCAGCAGUGCCUGAUCUUUUCAAACCUCCAAACAAGGGCCCAGACGCUAGCUGAUGUGUUGAACAGCAAGGGUUGGCCCACUGCCUGUAUCGCGGGAUGCCUGGAUCAGAGGGACCGCAACCAUGCCAUGGCCAAACUGAAGACCUACAAGUGUCGCAUCCUCAUAUCAACUGAUCUGACAUCGAGAGGUAUUGAUGCUGACAAGGUCAACCUGGUAGUCAACCUGGAUGUGCCUAAGGACCACGAGACAUACCUGCACAGGAUUGGGCGUGCUGGCAGAUUUGGUUCAUUCGGUAUAGCGGUGACGCUGGUGAGUGAUGGACAGGAGCAGCUCAGUCUGGACUCCAUACAGAAACGUUGCAACACCCAGGUCCACCCCCUGCCAGAUCCCAUUCCAACCGACCUAACCAACCCUGGCACCCCCGUGUAUCUUGAUGACCUCGUCUCCAGUGAGGUCAUCAAUACAGCUACAAGGCAUCUGGUGAAGAAGGGAGGUACCUUUCAGCCAAUAAAAAACGCUGGUAAAACGGUCGUGGAAACGGGGAAAACUGAAGUUGUGGGAACUUUGUCUGCUGUUAAAACGGUCAUUGAAACUGAGAAAAUUGAAGUUUCUGGAACUUUGUCUGCUGGUAAAAAGGUCCUGGAAACGGGGAAGACUGAAGUUAUGGGAACUUUCUCUGCUGGUAAAACGGUGUUGGAAUCGGGUUAUACAGAAGUUGCUGGAACUUUUUCUUCAGCUCUACAAACCUACGCUGAUUCAGUCUCAGCUGAUACUGGUGAUACUGAUAAAGAUGAUGCUGAUCUGUCUAAAGACAACUGUUCAAAUGAAGAUAAAUUUAGGGAUAUUACAAAUCACAUAGAAGCCAAGAAUCAAGAAGAUCUUGAUGAUUUUGAGACAUUAAAACCUGAUGCAAAAUGUACUGAAUGGAGAACAAACAUGGGAAAUAAAAUGAUAACUUCCAAAGGAGUUAUUUGUGAAAAACCAGAAGCUGAUAGUAGUGCUAGUGUACAUUCAAAAGCAAACAACAGAGACAUGUCAUCUUCUGGAUUGUUGGUAGUAAGAAAUGCACAUAGUUCUGCACCAUUUAAUGCCUCUGGUCAGAAAUGGGAGAAUGGAAGUGCUCAAUAUUCUGCUUCCGGUCUCUGCAAUAUCAAUGAUUCUCGCUGUGAGCAAGUAGAAGAAGCAAAAUUAAACAAAGACAACAUUUGUGUGUAUAAGUCUGAUACAAAUGAAGGUCAAUCCAAUGGUGAUUAUUUAGGAGGAAAAGGUGAAUUGAAAGGUAGGUAUUAUACUGUAUUUUGUAAAGAUAAGACUUCCCAGUGUAAAAAUAUUAAAAAGCUUGAUUUAGUUCAGUUGUUUCAGUCAAUGAUAGGCUUUCAGCAUUCAGGCAAAACCUGCAGUUAUGCCUCCAACAUGGAGUCAUUUACACGCUUCAAAGAUAAUGAGGAUAGCACUUGUUAUAGUACUGAACCAGAAAUAGCCUGUGUCAUCCCAAACACUAAUGAACAAAACACUGAAGCAUUAUACUUGAGGGAAAACGUUGCUAGCAUUCAAGAGGCCCUAAAUGAAUGUGGUAGAUUUAGACAAGCUGAUAUGCCUAAACUGUCAAGAGACCAUGGUCAACAACAGCUUUCAAUACAUGAAGAUGAACAAGCAAAAUCAAUUUUAGAAAUCUCUACAGGUACAUCCAACAACUUGACAGAUUGCAUGGAUUCACACAUCAAAGCCGAAAUUCCAUAUAAAUCUGGUAAUCAGAACACAGUUCCAAGCAAGUUUUGUUCCAAACUGGAAGUCAGUCCACCUAUACCCUCAGAAAGAAAAUAUAAAUCAAAUCAAUCAAAAUCUAGACCUAAGGCUGCUGGUUAUCGCAACAAAUUCGCAGUUGCCUACUUAAUGCAAGAUGGUAUGAUUGAAAAGGAAGAGGAACAGGUUGCUCAAAACAUGUCUUAUGAAAACAAAGACGAAAAAGUUUCUCAAGUAAAUGAAGAAAACAAAGAACCAUUGGAAACAUACUACGAGAAUGUCAACAAAGGAAACAAAGUUUCUCAAUUAAAUGAAGAAAACAAAGAACCAUGGGAAACAAACUGUGAGUCUCAGUGCCCGGUAUUGUACAAUCUAGAUAUACCAAUUGAGACUAAUAAGAAGUUGAUGAAGUCAAGACAUUCAGAAUUGAAGGAAGAGCUGCUGAAAGAGGGGAAAUUUAGCCGAGGUUUACAAGAGUUGCAGGAAAGGCUGCUCAAACAGUGGCAGCCAAGCUUUGGCAUCCAAAAGCAUGCUGUGAAUGAAACUGAUGAUUCCAGUGAGGACUCCUUCACAGACUCUACUGAAAGUGGUUCAGUCACCGAUAAUGAAGACAGUUCUUCUGAUGACUUUGUUCCAAAUGCUCAAACAUUGAGUAAAGCGAAGUCAGGAUGCUCAACAAUUAUUGAAAAUAAGAACUUUAGUUUGAGGCACCCACCAUUUCCAAAAGCAUCAAGACAAUCAUUCCAUACAAGCAGUCACCAACAAGAUCAACAGAAAGAAUCAGUAACUGUUCCUCUGCAUUCCUACAAAGGUAAUACAGCAAAAUAUUCCAGUGAUAAUGAUUCCAGAGCUUCUGGGCAGAAAGCGUGUAUUAAUGGUGUGGAGGAUGAUUAUGAAAGGCGAAUGCACAGCUGGCAUAAUGAGUAUCAGAGCUGGUGUGCAAGGUUUCAGAGCCCUAGUAUGGCACAUUAUCCUCCGUUUUAUGGACAAAGUGGUGCUAGUGGACUUUAUGAAAGUUUCACGUAUUCACACCCUUACCCAUACUACAACAACCCAUUUGGUUUUUACUCACAAAAUCCUGUCAGCUACCAUGGAGGUGUUACAAGCUUGCAUUCUGGAAAUUUUCGUAGACAGUUUAAUGACCAAUUUGAAAUUCAGAGCCGGUAUUUGAAGGAAAUGAGCCGGUAUGUAUGGAAUACCAGGCAAAAGAAAUAGCAACCGUGUGGUUUUCAAUAAUCAGAAUAACAUCAAUGUGUUUGAUGUGCCAGUUGAUUUAAACUCCUUUCAUUUGAUCAUUUGAUAACUCUUUGAUGUAUAAUUUACUGUGAAUCAGUUUAUGCCUGUCUAUUGUUUUAUUGACAGCUUUACUGCAACACUUCUUGAAAUUAUGAUGGCAAGUCUGAGGUAGGGCUGUCUGAAUGGUGAUGCAUUGAGGAAACGGACAUAUUUUGAUAGCUAAAUAUCUUUGUCUCAAUCAUAAAUAAUGACCUGUCAUUUGUCUGUCAGAUUGUUGUUCAAUAUAAGGAAUGUAAAAUAUAUGCAAUUGAAACUGUCUGUCGGUUGGUUAUGUGGUCGAAUGGUACAUAUGUAGACCUUUUUGUUUCCAUACAAUAUCUGGUUUGGUUUGCUGUUCUCUUUGGAGGAAAUGAAGACGCCUGGUUAUUUUAAGGUCAAUUAGAGAAAGGUCAAAGUCAUAGGUCAUAGGGUUUGUAAUAUGAAACAAAUUCCAUAAAUCAGAUCUCCAUAGAAGCCUUAAACCUACGAAAAUCUUUGACCUCACACAGUUUGAUGUCCAAUAUCAGUGGGGUUUUUUGCCCAAAAUUACAGUCUCUUACAGGCUGUUUUCCAAUUGCAAAGGAUAAAAAGUCUGCUUCCCGACGGCAAAAAGUAACAUUUUUUCCCCAAAAAAUCUGACCAAAUUUCCCUCCAAAAUAAGCCAAACGUUUCUUAUAAACUCAAUAAUUGGUUUAUUGAGUUUAUUAUACAGCAAUGUAAUUCCCAAGCAGAGUAUAUUAUAAAUUUUAGAAAGCAGUUAAACAUGCACUGAUAAACAAUUGGUAGACUGUUAUUUAUAAUCAUAUAAAUAAUGUUUACUUUUUCCCAAAUUCAUGGUCUAUCACGCUUUUUUACCCAAUCAAAAAGGCACAGGCUGUAAAAUAUAAAGGGAACAACAUCACUGUAUAUGCAAGGUCAUGCAAUGAAUAAUUCCAAGCAUGUUUUCAAUAAUAUAUUUUCUGUUGUUUAGUAAUUUAGUAUUAAUCUUUAUUGUCUUAUCAAUAAAAUAUGGACUUAA